Molecule: messenger RNA, 2082 nt
Organism: Plectropomus leopardus (leopard coralgrouper)
Lineage: Eukaryota; Metazoa; Chordata; Actinopteri; Perciformes; Serranidae
Product: P2Y purinoceptor 12
Biological process (GO): G protein-coupled receptor signaling pathway
Cellular component (GO): membrane
Molecular function (GO): G protein-coupled purinergic nucleotide receptor activity
Source: RefSeq, a predicted model, not a curated record
UUUGGACCAGACAGAUGGUCGGUGACAGAUUGCACUUGUACAGAGAAGAGCCAGGGACCAAAAAACUCUUAAGAACUGCAGUGGGAGUUUGAUGGGACUUCACUGACACAUAUCUGCACAAUUAACAGACAACACUCAUGGAGAGAACUACAACUUUCCCCCUGUUCUCUGGCAACCACAGCAACAGCACUUGUUCCCGUGACAACGUCUUGAAGACAGUGUUUUUUCCCAUCCUCUAUUCCUUUCUCUUCUUGGUGGGGCUUUUGCUCAACGGCGUGGCUGUCUGGGUGUUUUUCCGCAUACCUUCCAAGUCUUACUUCAUUAUAUACCUGAAGAAUAUUGUGGUUGCAGAUGUCGUCAUGACCUUCACAUUCCCUUUCAAGGUGUUAGCAGACUCUAACAUGGCUUCCACUGGGCUGCGUAUAUUUGUGUGUCGCGUCUCCUCCGUGCUCUUCUACCUCACCAUGUACAUCAGCAUCCUCUUCUUCGGCCUCAUCAGCAUCGACCGCUGCAGAAAGACUCUCAAGCCCUUUAGGGGAACUAACGCAGCCCGGUUGACCCGUCGCAAACUCCUCUCAGGAGCUAUCUGGACCUUUCUGCUGCUUCUCUGUCUGCCCAAUGUGAUUCUGACAAGUAAAACUCCAACAACUCCACAUUUCAAGUGUAGUGACCUGAAGACAAAUGCUGGGCUCUUCUGGCAUGAGGUGGUAAAUCAUGUCUGUCAAGUUAUUUUCUGGGGGAACCUGGUGACUGUGAUCGUAUGCUACACUCUGAUCACCAAAGAGCUGUAUAGAUCCUACUCACGCACGAAGGCCCACAGCGCUGGAGGGACUAUAUGUCGCGCACCAGAUGGAGCAUCAACUCGGAAACCCCACCAAGCCAAAAGAAAAAUGAAUGCAAAUGUGUUCCUGGUCCUGGCAGUGUUCUUUGUGUGCUUUGUGCCGUUUCACUUUGCCCGUGUGCCGUACACCAUGAGCCAAACCCGAGGGGUUCUCUUUGACUGUAAACUCAAGCUCUUCUUCUUUCAGCUGAAGGAAAGCACACUCUUCCUCUCGUCCUUAAACUCUGUUCUGGACCCUCUCAUCUACUUCUUCCUCUGUAAGUCCUUCAGGACCACUCUGUUCAAGACCCUGCAGCUGCCUGCUGGUACCUGCAGCAGACUCACAGGGAGAGCGUCAGAGACGGAUUCAGGCAGCACCACUCCGAGAGACUCCUCUGUCUGUGCAUAAAACCACCCGACAUGAAAAAAUCUUUUGUAACGUAGUAUCUGAAUGUGCACGUUCUGUAAUGAUUUCCUAACCCAAUCGUCAGGUAAAAAAGUUGGUAAUAUAUGUUACUACAGCCCAAUGUAAUAUUUGUAUGUUAUCAUGUAAUGGAUAUGUUGAAAUUUUAUGUUUUUUUACAUUUUAUCAAUGCUGUGGUUAACGUGGUUUAGGUUUAGGCACAAAAACAUUUUGGUUACGGUUAUGGUUAGGAAAAGAUCAUGUUUUGGCUUACAGUAUCUGGUUUUGGUGGCACUAUCGCAGCAGAAAACACUGCAAUGUCACAGGAAAAAAAACAACCACUUUUUGUGCCCUGUUGGAAAAACAGAAACAGGUGGCUAAAAAACACUUACGUUUGAGAGUGAAAAAGCAACUGGAAAAAAAUGCAAUUGGUUAUUAAAGCACAACCAGUUUUUCAGUGGUGGUCUGCUGCUUGAACUCCCCAAGGUGCCACUUCAUGCACUAUCCUCUCCAGGAGGUGAUGACAAAUUCAGCUGAUAGACCGGAGCGCCGCUCUGAGAGACUCCUUUGUCUGUGCAUAAAACUCCUGACAUGAUAAAGACUUUUGUAAUGUGAUAUCUGAAUGUGCACUUUCUGUGAUGAUGUCCUGGUGCUUUGCCAGAAAAAAUGUUGGUAUUGUAUGUGUCUGAAAACUAACUGGUAACUGCAAAUUGGUUGAAACUUAACGUUUAAAAAGUGUGUCUAAUGUAUAGUUAGGUUUAGGCACAAAAAUCUCUUGGUUAUGGUAAGGAACAAAAAAUAAAAAACAAUCGUGAUAUUAUCUCCCGUGGAAUAACAGCAGCGGGUUACUAAUCCAUAA